This is a messenger RNA of Aspergillus glaucus CBS 516.65, 555 nucleotides long. RefSeq lists its product as uncharacterized. The record is from RefSeq and is a predicted model, not a curated record. The transcript has 2 exons. Lineage: Eukaryota; Fungi; Ascomycota; Eurotiomycetes; Eurotiales; Aspergillaceae. The coding region runs from base 1 to 555 and encodes 184 amino acids.
AUGUCCAAAACGUCAAUCCAAACCGUUCUGUACCACCCCGGCCUCAGACAGUUAUUCCACCACUGGCUACCAGACAGCAAAUCAUUGAUCGCUAUCUCUAACCUGGAGGGUAUGUUUGAUCGAUUGGAGCUUGCGCCUGUCAUUUUGGAUUCUGUCACAGCCAACGCUUCAGGAGUAAGAGAAGAAGAGUUGAAGUUGCAGGACAAUGGUUUCUACAAUGAGAUACCGAGCCCCUGUUUCUUCGACCCCAGCAUGUCGAAUAUCAAUGACUCUCCUACUAAUUUCUCGCCUGAUGGGAAUUAUAAUUACCACAAAGCUAUUCUCGCCUUGUCUUUUAUGGAGAACCUUAAGGGAAGAACUCUCCAGGCGUACUUCGAUGGGCCCAGUCUUAGGGCUUGGAAAUCGCAAAUCUACAAUUUUGAACAUAUGGAUAAUGUCACUCGGAGUCGGAGGAUCAAUGCUUUCGUGCAGCACAUGACAAAUAGUCCUGUUGGCAACACUUUCGGUGGGGAAGAGGUUGUCCCAGAUUGCAGCGGAGGAGCGGAGGAUGCUUGA